This is a messenger RNA of Venustampulla echinocandica, 1530 nucleotides long. RefSeq lists its product as uncharacterized. The transcript has a single exon. NCBI's taxonomy places the organism in Eukaryota, Fungi, Ascomycota, Leotiomycetes, Helotiales, Pleuroascaceae. Gene Ontology annotation, biological process: CENP-A containing chromatin assembly; chromosome segregation. The record is from RefSeq and is a predicted model, not a curated record. The coding region runs from base 1 to 1530 and encodes 509 amino acids.
AUGCCUCCUGUUUCGAUUCCCACCACCUCUGCUCUGUCCUCCGCGCACCGCAUCCCCUCAUCGCACCCCGCCGUCAUCAAAAUCCUCAGCCGAUUGUCGCGCCCUUCUCUCCUCUCGCUGGUCCUCGAUUGGCUUGAUGAGCGCAAUCAGGAGAACACUGCCCCAUACCUGGUUGAGAGACGCAGCGAGGAUGGCGAAGAAGACGAAGACGCUGGGGACCUCUAUCAACCCGCGUCGUCGCUUGAUGCCUUGCGGGAAACAUACGCCGACCUCCAGUCCCGGAAGGGAAGCAAACGAGAUGUGGUAGACCGACUGAUAGAAGGCGAUUGGCGCCAUGGGAUCAGCCUCUACCAGCUUGCUAUGGCAGAUAUGCAGUAUCUCUACGACCACCCCUCGUCGCAAAAAUGGUCCGCCUUGAAAAUUGUGCGUCUAACUUCCGAAGGACAAGAGGAAGAGGAAUCCCCCGCCGCGGAGCCAAGGACCAUCCCAAGAUUCCACCCUGCAACGUUUCUUCGGAAUCUGCAGAAAGAAAUCCUCCCGGAUGUCAAAGCACAUUACAACCUAGAUCGACAUGCCACACUCCCUCUCCUUUUACUUCGCAUCUUCCUCAUCGAAAGUCCCUAUAAUACUUCACUCGUAACUGCCUUUAACCAGCAAACCCUCUUCGACUCGAGUAAAACCUUCUACGUCGCCUUCCCAGACGAUUCGCCAUAUGUUUAUGUCUCUCUCCAGACUUCCCCUCCCCCGGCUGGUCAGCCCAGCUCGAGAUCUGACAACCGGAGCCUUCGGAACAUAACGCUGGGAGCCAUCCCAAAGGCAUUUUCGCGGCCCCGCGAACGAUAUACGCUUAAGCCAACAAGCUUCUCCACAAAGAAUCUCCAAGCAUUGGUUGAACGGCGCGGAGGCGGUCGGACAAAUGCUGCAGGUGGAGGAUGGGGCAUUUAUGCGGAGAAGAAAAAGGGUGGAGCGGAUAAUCCGUUGAAAAUCCAGCUUCCUACACCACAAACAUCAAGUCCAGAUCCCGAGGAUACCAAGGAAACAGAGGAUCACAUCCCAAGGGGCAUGAAACGGAGCAUGCACGAGGAUGAGAGAAGUGUGAAGAGGAGGAAACUGGUCGCCCAGGGCAGGUUCGGCAAAAGUGCGAAGGGAGAUGACGGGAAAGGGAUUGAGCGACUAGACAUUAGGUUCGAUGAGGUCUUUUCAGUCAGCAGCGCUGCGGGGGAUGUCGAAAAUGACUACCCAUUGGCCGAUGAGCUGGGAACGGAACCCACAAAACAAAAAGGGAAGAGGAGCACAAUCAAUCUCGAGCUAGAUAAGUCGAAGAGUGAUGAGAUAGAUGAGGAAGGAUUUCGGCCAGAUGUACGCGUUACUUUCCAUGGCCAGCAUGUUUUUGCUGGUAUCAGAGAAUUGAUUGAGGCGGGCGUGAUUGACGGUGAGAAGAUGCCCGGGUGGAUGACGGGCGAAGAGGGCGUGUCUGUCGGUAUUGUACGAGAUGGGAGAAUCCAAGGAAACAAGGGCAGUGGCUUAUAG